Sparassis crispa is the source of this 1812-nucleotide messenger RNA. RefSeq lists its product with no specific name. Bases 1 to 1812 code for a protein of 603 amino acids. NCBI's taxonomy places the organism in Eukaryota, Fungi, Basidiomycota, Agaricomycetes, Polyporales, Sparassidaceae. The transcript has 2 exons. The record is from RefSeq and is a predicted model, not a curated record.
AUGAACUCCAUACUCUCAACCAGUCGUAUUUUUCCUGGCAUGAAGCGUCGCCAUCGCCCCAAGAGCAAACCAGAGAUUUCUUCGCCCAGAGCUAAACCCCUUGACAUUCUCCCCGAACUCUCAGAGGAGGACGAGGGCCGCCAAUCGUUCUCUUCGGUAUCAUCAUUCGAUUCUACGCUACCGAAGUACUAUGCUAGCCGUAGCGUGGGUGGAAGCGCUACCCUUGGAAACCGCCUUAGCGUGGCGGAGCGCAAGCGCGAUUCACGCCGAGUCGUACUCACGGGAGCAGAGGGUCUUUCCUUCGAAGACUUCUUUCCGAGCUCCAGCGCUCCCCAGCGACCUCCACCAGCACCAGCACCUCUGUUGUUACCAGACAAUGUUUCCUCCCGCGAGUCCCCGCUGGACGACAUCAACCUCAGAUUCUCCGGCCUCGGCAUCUCCCUCGAUUUUCCAUCACCACCACCCGACAGGUCGAGCUCUAGCAUUCACCCUCUCGUGCCGAAUCGUCCAACUCACUCACCCACUCCAUCCAUGUCAAGCAUUCACACAUACAACACCUCCUCUAGCAGCUCUAGCUCUCGGUCUAGGGCAAUCGAGCUCACCCCACCUACGUCGGAGGAUGAGUGUCUUUCGAGCCUCAAACGAGCGCCGGCCCUUAAGUCCCGUCGCGCGUCAGUUUUGUUCAUGAAGUCGGUGCCAGACCUCAACCAUGCCAGUGUUAGCGCCUCUGCAGCUGAAGAAGACGUGGACGAAGAUGCUAAGUGGUUCGCGCACGACAUUAGCGACGUUGUCGCGUUUUCGUCCCGAGAUUUGCCAUCCUUUUCCGCAUCCUUGGCCGCCAGUUCUUCGCGUGCAGAUCCAUCGGCUCGCCCGGACUCACUUGUAUUACCGACUCGCACUGGCCGUAGCAGACACAGUAAGCCGCUCCCGAAUCUGCCCCGCCGGCCGAGUCUCCAACUGGAUCCGACGUUCCCUCACCGGCGGAAAUCCUUCCUGAUCCCCGAUCGCCCUCCGCCGCCUCCGCCGAUCGUGGUAUCACCCUCGUCUAUGGAGGAGGAGACGGAGGAGCUGCUGGCACAGCUGGCUAGCGCUGCUCUAAACAGCGGAUUUGUGGGAACUGGUCUCGUCUCUCGUGGCGACGGCUACUUGACACCAGUCUCGAUGCCUCCGACGCCUAGCAGCACCUACAUUGUCUCGACACCGCAUCUGCGCCCACCGCCACGUACGUCGCUCCCCGCGGACAUUCACGACCUCCCCGACGAAGCACCGUGGACACCGGGCGCGGGAGAGGUGGAGGUGGAGAUCAGUCCUGAGAUCGAGGGCGAGAACGCGCAGGGCUGGCCAUCAACGCCACAGAGCGUGAGCGUGUACUCGCAGGCGAGCAUGAGCGUCGACACUCUACAGCUAUCGCCUAUGUCGUCGUUCGAUUUUGAAGUAGAGAUUGUCCCUGGCGAGUGCCCUGCCAUCCCGGACACACCGGCGGCACGGAUCCGCCCGCGGGAGGGCGCUCAGCCGGAUCGCGUGCUACGUUCGCGCUGGUCCUCGUCGACUCUUGGGUCCGCGGUUGAGCGACCGUCGUCUGCAUCGUUCUGGAUCCCCCGGUUUAACCUCUCGCCGACGAAGAAGAACGCAGCCAAACGUAUAGACCCACAGAAAACCCCCGUGAGCCCGGGGAAACAGUCCUUCGAGUCCGACGCAGGGAUGAAUAGGCGGGAAAGCAGGAAUUCGCGGAUGAGCAGCGAUAGUGGCGAUAGUUCCGCUAGCUGUGGACUCAGGAGGAAACCGAUACCUGUGGAAAUCUUCAUGCGGUGA